UGCCCCAACCAUGCCAAUCAACUCAUUGUCAUGCCAUGGAUAAGACUUACUCUUUGAUACGUUCUAGAAUGGAUCAACUGGGUAUAUAAAGGGUGUGAGUGAUGCGCCACAGCUGAACAAAGUCUGAUUGUCCAGGGCAGUCCUUCCCACUAUGAGCCAGCCUUCCUGAACUGUUUGGGGGAAAAUAUUGCUGCCCUUUUGUGUGUUGAGUAAGUCAUUAAACCUAACUUAGUCAUUGCAAUUAGUCAAAGAUUAAAUUACAUUAGCUAGCCAGGGGAAAACCAAGAGAGGAAACAGUUUGUUCCUCCUAGUACCACUCUCAGGCCAUUCCGAAGUCAUGGCUGACCACAACAAGGUAUUACCGCGUCCUCUUUUCCGCCGAGAUGUAAACUGGGAUCCUUUCCGUGAGUGGACACAGCCUAGCCGCAUGAUCAUGGAGCAGGACUUUGGCCUCCCUCCUUUCCUGGAUCCAGGCGAUGUGAGCUGGAUAGACUGGGCUAGGAGGAGACUGGCAUCAUCCUCCUGGCCAGGGUACACACGCCAUCCCCUCUUCACCCCCAGCACUGCUCCCCCUGCUGCAGUGGCACCCCAGACCGCAGCCAGACUUCAGAGACAACUGUCUGGAGGAGUGUCAGAGAUCAGAACAGGACAGGACAGCUGGAGGAUCACACUGGAUGUCAAUCACUUUUCACCAGAGGAGAUAUCAAUCAAAACCAAGGGGGGCUUCCUGGAGAUUACAGGUCAACACGAAGAAAGGGAGGACGAGCAUGGAUCAGUCUCAAGGUGCUUUACAAGAAAAUACAAGCUGCCCCCUGGUGUGGACUUGCAGCACGUCAGCUCAUCUCUGUCUGGUGAAGGGAUUCUCUUGGUAGAAGCACCCCUCCCAGGCUUAACCACCACCAUCCUCCCCAGUGACAUGGUCAUCCCCAUUCAGAUCAAGCACGAGUGUGAGGGGAAAGAGUGAAUCCAGUGAUCCAUUACAACUAGAUGUAAAGCUUGGGGUAGAGCUUUAAAGCUGAUGUCGGCGUUGACAACUUUUGACAACAUUCUUUUGAAUUAAGCCUUGGUCAUUUAUGAUGACAAAACAUAGUGGCUUCUAUUGCUAUUGAAAUACCAUCACUUUAUUUACUCUCACUCGAACUACACGUGUGGUAUGUUUCUCUAUGUAUUAUGUUAAAUCAUUUCCCGCAAAGACUAGCAAAACCAAGAUAAAGUGAAAAAUCAAGACUGUUGAAAUGUACUUUCUCAUUUGUCAAAUGAUAGAUCAUCUGGGAGUCAACAUGACCAUGCUUAAUAAAGCUGUUCUUAAUAAAGAUGUUCAUAACUGUUAAUAAAACUGUUUUGCAAGGCAUACAUUUCAA
Oncorhynchus kisutch (coho salmon) is the source of this 1361-nucleotide messenger RNA. RefSeq names its product heat shock protein beta-1. Gene Ontology annotation, cellular component: cytoplasm; nucleus. Gene Ontology annotation, biological process: response to heat; negative regulation of apoptotic process; protein refolding. The record is from RefSeq and is a predicted model, not a curated record. The transcript has 3 exons. NCBI's taxonomy places the organism in Eukaryota, Metazoa, Chordata, Actinopteri, Salmoniformes, Salmonidae. Bases 338 to 964 code for a protein of 208 amino acids.